AUGGAAGACGUAGAAUAAGAAAAAUUUUUAGACUAAGCUCGUCAAAAAGUAAAAGAAUAAUCAUAUUUUAUGAAAAAAGGUUUAGAACAGGUAAAUCUAAAGGAAGGUUUGCGACAUAGUGCAAUCAUGUUGGAAGAACUAGGCGUAAAAGAUCAUUAAUCAUUAAAUCCUAAAAAUUAUUAUAUACUUUUUAUGCAAAUAUUUGAUGAAUUACGUCUAUUGGAAUAAUACUUCAAAGAAGACUACCGCAGAGGUCGCAAAAUGAUUUAUUUAUAUGAGCAAGUUUAACAUUGUAAAAAGUUAAUUCCUAGGCUAUAUCUUUUGAUUACAGUAGGUUCCGUAUAUAUAUAAACACAUGAGGUCGGGGCUAAAGAAAUUCUUAUGGACCUUUUAGAAAUGAUAAAGGCUGUAUAACAUCCAACUAGAGGGCUAUUUUUAAGAUAUUAUUUCCUUAAAAUGUGCAAAGAUAGAUUACCUGAUAAAGAUUCGGAAUAUUGUGGAGACGGCGGAGAUAUUCAUGAUUGCAUAAAUGUAAUAACGAGAAAUUUAGGAGAAAUGAAUAAAUUAUGGAUAAGAAUGAGCGGUAAAUCCAAAGGUAAACCGAAAAGAGAAUAAGAAAGAAUCGAUUUAAAACUCACAGUAGGUGAAAAUUUGCAUAGACUAAGUUCUUUAGAAGGAGUCAAUUUAGAACUUUACAAAUCAACUGUUUUACCAAAAUUAAUAGAAAUUGUGACUUCUACAAAAGAUGCGAUUUCUUAAUAAUUUUUGGUUGAUUGUAUUAUUUAAUGCUUUCCUGAUGAAUACCAUUUGUAAACUUUAUAAGAUAUGCUUUAGGUAUGUACGAAUUAACUUGAUGUGAAAGUAGAUACUAAGACUAUUUUUAUUAAUCUUAUGGAUAGAUUAGCUGAAUAUGCGAUUAGGUAUGAAGAAGUUUAAAGUACUUUUUAUUCAGAUAACAAUAUCUAUGUUAUGUUUAAAAAUAAUAUUGAUAGUAUGGUUGAAAAAUCUUAAAAUACAGAAUUUAAAAAAGUGUUAGAUUUAAUGGCAGCUUUUUUGAAAUUUUCAUUAAAAUGCUACAAAUCAAAUUCAAAUUAUGUUAAUUAAAUUCUUAAAACAUGCGCUAUUAUUUGUGAAAGAUAAUAAGAAUAGGAUUUUUAAGAUGAUUGUUUGAAAAAUAUUGUUAAGUUUUUAACUAUGCCGUUAGAAACUAUGUCUUUAUUUAUUUUAACUAUGGAUGAGUAUCCGAAUUUGAUGAAAUAUCUACCAUUUUCGAAAAGAAGAUAAGUUGCUAUUAAAAUAUCUUAAGCUGUUGUUAAUUCAAAAAAACAUAUAUCUGAUAUAAAUUUAGCUAACUAAUUAAUUUUAUUCAUAAAUCCACUUUUAGAAAGUUGUAAAGACUAUGAAGAAGUAGAAUAAUAUGAAUUUGAGCAAGAAUAAAAUUUAGUAAGUAGAAUGGUUCACUUAGUUUUGGGAGAAAAUGCAAUUGAUUAUUUAAAAAUAUUGCAAUUAUUUUUAAACAAAUUUAAACAGGGAGGAAUUAAGAGGCAAAAAUACACUUAUCCAGCUAUUAUGUUUGCUUUGGCAAAAUAUACACAUUACGUAUAUGAUUCAGGAUUUGUAGAUGAAUAAAUUAAUUUCUAAACAAUUUUUUAGACUAUGAAAAUUCUCAUAGAUGCAUUGGUUAGUGAAAAUCCUACUUUUGCUAUGAAACUAUAUUUGUAGUUUUUGUCAAUUAUUAAUUAGUUUGAUUAAUAGAAAUCAGUAAUAUUUUAUUUUAUAUUAUAUAUGCAUAUAAAUUACAUAUAUAAAAAGUUGGAUGAAUUUACAUAUGAAAUAGCAUCUUAAAUUUUGACUAUUUUCCAAGAUGAGCUAAGUGAUGCAGAUAUUAAGCUUUAAGCUUUGUAGAUUAUUAUAGGUACUUUAUCUAAUAUUACAUGCUUAGGAGAUGAAAAUUAUGAUACUUUGGCUACUAAUACAACUUAGUAUUCCUCUAAAUUAUUAAAAAAAUAAGAUUAAGUUAUUUCGAUUUUGAAUUGUGCUCAUUUAUUUUUUAAUGAUUAAAUUGUAAAAUAAAAUAUAUUAAUGAAAUGCUUUUAAAAAUCAAUAAAAAUUGCUGCUACUUUAUUAAAAGCUAGCCCAAAAAAUAUUGGAGUUUAUUUAUAUAUCCUUAAUAGAUUUUUCGUGUUUUGGAAUCAUUUCGAAGUAUAUAUAAUUUAGUAUUUUUAUAAUUUACAAAUUUUUUAAGGUUAAAUAUGA
Ichthyophthirius multifiliis is the source of this 2256-nucleotide messenger RNA. Its product is annotated as vacuolar sorting protein, putative. Gene Ontology annotation, biological process: retrograde transport, endosome to Golgi; intracellular protein transport. The record is from RefSeq and is a predicted model, not a curated record. Lineage: Eukaryota; Ciliophora; Oligohymenophorea; Hymenostomatida. The transcript is spliced from 5 exons. Gene Ontology annotation, cellular component: late endosome; retromer complex; retromer, cargo-selective complex.